Messenger RNA from Leptidea sinapis, 3556 nucleotides. RefSeq names its product growth hormone-regulated TBC protein 1-A. The record is from RefSeq and is a predicted model, not a curated record. NCBI's taxonomy places the organism in Eukaryota, Metazoa, Arthropoda, Insecta, Lepidoptera, Pieridae. The coding region runs from base 658 to 1671 and encodes 337 amino acids. The transcript is spliced from 6 exons.
UUUGAAAGCGAACACGAAAAAAACAUAGUAGAUUCCAGCUGUCUCCGUUUUUUUUUUCAAGAUUAUAGCCAUUAUCUGUCAAUCUAUCAAUCACAGCACGUUUCAUAGUACUAUAGGUUUCAUAAAAUCGAGUUAAUCGCUAGGCUGGAGUAAAAGUGUCCUGUGUCCACACUUUAACUUUUCUUUCAAUGAUUUACUUUGAAAAUUGUCGGACAAAUAAAUAAUAGCUAUUCAUACAAUAAUCGUAUGAUUUAAAAAAAAUCAUCCGAAAAUCGGAUGAAUAGAUACACACACAAUACCUCUUGAACGUAGUGUUUAAAUUCUCUUUGAUACCUCUUGCUUAUCACUAAUCAGUAAUCACAUAAUCAGUAAUAAAGUAAUAGUGGUAAAAGACUUAUUAGUGUUCUCAAAGAUAAUUUAAACACUACGUUCACCUAGUUCUGUGAUCAGUAAUCACUUAUGUUAUCACCUACCUAUUUGGUAAAUUGGUACACAAUACUUCUUAGUUACUGUAAAAUACUUAUGUACACGAAAGUGGAAAUUAGAAUGAUUUAUGAUUAUUUGUAGGAGCGUAAUAUACCUAUUUAUUCAUUACUUAUUUAAAUCGUAUAAACAAAAAUAUGAAACAUUUUUAACUAUAAAAACAUCAAAAAAAUUAUGGCCCACUCAAGUUUUAGUGCUAUAGAUGAAUACGGAUUUGAAAGGCACGAAGAUUUUGAUUUUGAAAGCUAUGAGGAGUUUAUGUCUGUGUAUCUUAAAGUAUUAGUGUCCAGGGCGCAAAAAUGGUCACAAUUGUUGGGUGAUGGAAAGUCAGUCAAACGGACCACCACUGUUAAGAGAUACGUCAGGAAGGGUAUACCAAGUGAACAUCGUCCAUCAGUAUGGAUGGCAAUAUCAGAGGCCGAUAAAAUGAAAAAGCAAUGUCCAGAUUUAUAUCUUAAAAUACUAGAUCAACCAUUUGAGAAAGAAUUAGUUGACUUAAUCAAGACUGAUCUCCCUCGCACAUUUCCAGACAAUAUUUAUUUUACAAAGGAAGCGAACCACCAGGCUCACUUGUUCAAUAUUCUCAUUGCUUAUGCACAUAGCAACAGAGUUGUAGGCUAUUGUCAAGGACUAAACUAUAUAGCUGGGUUGUUAUUACUGGCAACAAAGAAUGAAGAAACAUCAUUCUGGUUACUGAAAGUUUUGGUUGAAAAAAUUCUCCCAGAUUAUUACACAAAAACUAUGGACGGUCUCAUUGUUGAUAUUGAAGUAUUAUCUGAGUUGGUUAAAUCUAAGGCACCUGAUGUACACCAACAUGUUAUAAACUUAGGUUUGCCCUGGGCAGUGAUAACUACAAAAUGGUUUGUAUGUCUGUUUGCGGAAGUUUUGCCCAUUGAAACAGUGCUUAGAAUUUGGGACUGCCUAUUUUAUGAGGGCUCAAAAAUUUUAUUCCGUGUUUGCAUAACAUUGAUAAAAGCAAACAGGUCCGCAAUACUGGAAUGCACGGAUUUUACAACAUUAGCUGAAUGUUUUAAAUCUAUUGUCAAAAAUGCUAGCGCAUUGCAUUGUCAUGAAUUCAUGCAGUCUAUAUUUAAAGUACCUGGAACACUAUCAAAUGCAACAAUAAUAAAACUACGUAGUCGUUUUGUCACACAGCGUUUGGAGCAUCAGAAAAAAGAACCUCGGUGAAAAUAUAACUUGAUGUUAUUAUGAUCUCGAUAUUUUACUACUUAAUAUUUACAAUGUCCACCUAAAACUAAUAAUAAUUAUGACUUUAGUUAUUACUAAUAAUAUAAUAAUUUAUGUUUAUAAGAUGUGUUGAACAAAUCUAUUUAGGCUAUAUAAAGUACUUUUGUACAAAUUUAAGCUAGUCUUGAUAUUUAAUUAUGUUACAAUCAAUUUCGCUCUUAUGGCAAGCUUAAUAAUAAUUGUAUGUGUGUGUAUACAUUUAAAAAACUGUCAGUAAAUUUGCUUAUUUUUAGUUAUUAUUUCAUGGUGUUGUGAAUACAAUUAUUUAAAAUAUGUUUUUUUUUUAAACUUAAGUGUUAAAGAUGUAUUUUAUUGUAUUAGUAAUAAGCAUUGUACAUGUUUUUUUCUACAAGAAAAUUAGUUUUAGUAAUGGGUCACUAUAAAUUCAUUAAUAACAAGAUGUAGGUAUACAGGUGUCCCAAAGUUAUGGGACGUGAAGGGAAAGUACCUUAAAUAUCGAAGAUAGGCUAUUUUACUGAAAGAAGACCUUAUGUUAUUUUUAAAAGUUAGUACAUCUGCAUUCAAAGAUUUUCUAAAAAUUACUUGCCUCGUCUGGGAAUCGAACCGACUGAAAUGUAAAAAAAAAAAAAAACACCCCUACUUUAAUAAUGCCAAUCGAAAGAAUGGCCAAAAACUAAUAACUCUUCUUAAGUAACAUAGUAUUUUAAAAGAAAGGAACAACGUAAAAUGAAUGUUUUCCUACUUGGAUGGACCGAUUAGAUGGCCGGCCAGAUCCCGGACCUUACACCAUUAGAUUUCUUCUUUUGGGGAUACAUGAAAGAUAUGCUAUACAAAAAACGAUACGAGAAUGUGGGCGAGUUACAAACAGAAUUGUGCCAUAUAUUGAGUAUUCACCAUAAAAUGUUAAGAAAAUCAACAGGCAGUGGACUCAUUAAGAGAUUGGCGAUUUGCGUAAACGCGGGAUCACAUUUUGAGCAUUUAAUUAAUUAAUUUACAAAAAUUACCCACUUAAUUGACAACUUUCUUUUAAAAUACUAUGUUACUCAAGAAGAGUUAUUAGUUUUUGGCCAUUCUUUCGAUUGGCAUCAUAAAGAGUAGGGGUGUUUUUUUUUACAUUUAAGUCGGUCCGAUUCCCAGACGAGGUAAGUAAUUUUUAGAAAAUCUUUGAAUGCAGAAUUACUCACUUUUAAAAAUAAUAUAAAGUCUUCUUUCAGUAAAUUAGCCUUUCUUCGAUAUUUAAGGUACUUUCCCUUCAUGCCCCAUAACUUUGGGACACCCUGUAUAUUUACUGAGAAUCUUAAUACAUAUGAUAUGCCAAGCUCUAGGCCAGAAAAUAUAUUUCCUGUACAUGGUAUCUGUCUUUACAAUCAAAAUGUUUGUGGGAGUCUCAACCAUUAUACUUGUGAAUAUGACUGGAAGAAUGUAAUUCACUGUAAAAUAAGAAUUGUCUCCAUAUCAUUCAGGGCCUUACACACCACAUUUUAUUCUUCAACAAUAACUGCCAACACAUUAAUAAAAUUUACAAGUAAUCUGCAUUAUUCAAAUUUAUACAUACAAUAUAUUUGCUUGUCUAUGGCACCUUAAAAAUGUGGUAUGUAAGAGCACUUUGACUUGGUGGACAAUAAUUUUACCAAAAUCAAUGCCAUUGUAACCAUAAAAAUCUCACAUAUGUACAUGGGGUUUAAAAAACUUAAAAAUGUUUAUUCUAGAAGCUAUCUGAAAAUGGUGUGCUUAAACAUAAAGUCAAUGUCUUCAGUAUAAGAAUAAAGACAGAACCAAUUGAAACAUCCCUUUAAAUACAGAAUUAUCUACUUUACAAAUUUAUAUCAGAAUAAUACUGACAAAAUAAAAUAUUUUAUUGUAA